Messenger RNA from Amoebophrya sp. A120, 8129 nucleotides. NCBI's taxonomy places the organism in Eukaryota, Dinophyceae, Syndiniales, Amoebophryaceae. The record is from the annotation of a GenBank genome assembly.
AUGCAGGGGAUGAAGGGGUAUAGUGCCGCUGACAAAAACGCGAACAACAUGUAUCAACUGUAAAAAUGUCUGGGUCUGGAAGAAUCCAACUUGUCAUGCUGUUUUGGAUUCUAAAAAGAUCUGUAUUGCAUGAGCAGCAAAGGGAGUCCAAGUUUUGCUACACGGAAAGAGCAUUUGUCAUGGGGUAUAGGCAUCAGGAAGCCCUCACCAAAUCUGUGACGCUAGGGCAUGCAUCACAGACAUCAGGAGUCAUGCAAAAUGUGCAUGACAAACCAACAUGCAGUCGCAUCGCACACCCGGGAGAAAUAUAGUCAGAUCAUCUAACAAGAAAAGGGAAAGACAAGCAACUAGGAACGGCGCGCUUUUGUGCAUCUACUUCUCAUCGAGUCCAGCAGAAUGAGCCAAGGACACUGCCACCAAAUCGACAACGGCCGCCCCGGGGUGGUAAGUGUCGACCAGACCGACGGCAACAUAUUCUGCUGGGUGUGGGGAGUAGAUUUCCAAAAGAGGAGGGAAGUAUGUCUGAAUAUGCAUGAAAAGCAUGGAGAUAGCGACCCUGAGUUACCUUCAUUUUUUCCGAGGGAAAAGUUUUGCAUGCGAAGGUAAAGCAGGCUCGCGCUGCAAAUCAGUGGGAGGAAUGGAUAAGUUAUAGCUUCAGGAAAAUUCUUGGCUAUUUGUAUGAUUUGCAUCUCUAUGUAUGUAGCAACCUUCACGUGGUGAAGCAUACGCCAAAUUGUAUGAAAAUUGUAUGAGAGAUUCCUGUUGCUAUAACUUCUGGCAUCAUUCUAGCGGCUAGAAUUAUACCAAUCCAAACCUCCGCUGAGAAGCAGAGAGACAUACUCGAGGCAGGGCGUCUACCUCUUUGCGUGUAAGGGCACCCGGCCCCUUUUCCUUUUCUUUCUUUUUUUUGCAUGCGGGUAGCCGAAUAGAGGCUGGUUCGUAGCGCAGCGGCUUACUGCGCAGCGUCGGUUCGUAACGCAGCGGCUUACUGCGCAGCGUCGGUUCGUAAACGUGUGUCGCCCUUCGUUCGUUGUCUUCAGGAGCUUGAUCGCAAAUUCGUACGCUCCUCCUGCUUUAAAAAUUUCCGAUCUUCCCGGCUUCCCCAUACUCCCAUGUAGAUUUUGGCGCCUACCCCUUUACUUCCUCUGUCGUGUAGUGUUGUUAGCUUGCCUGACUCGCCUUCUUAGCGCUAGCCCGCGUAGCCCGCGUCCUCGCAGGGGCAGCUGUUUUUUUUUCCGCCUUGCCAGCGGGUUUGAUUCUGGGGAAAGGAGCUUUCUGGGUUCAACCGCCCCUCCCUCCCGGGGUUCAACCGUCCCUAUCCCUCCCGGUUUUCAUUUAUCUAUCCUUUUUUCGUAGAUCAACAGUUACGUGCGAUUUUUCGGCAUCGGCGGCAUUCGCACUUCGAGCCCGGUGUAGAUUUCAGAAGUCCCUCGGCAUUUGGGUCAUAGUAUCGUUACAGGGCUCCGCGUUUGCUAUAUGCUCGUCUUUUCGCACUUAGGUCCCUAGUAUCGCCUGAUCCACAAGAAGCUCGACCAUUUAAUAUUCGUGGACCUCCCCUUUGAGGAAGCGGGUGCGCUCGGUGGGCCACUUUCAUAGGUUUGUCAUGGGGGACCCGUUCCCCACUUGUAAUGUAUUUUUGGCCGCCGAAGGUUUUGAUUUGCAUUGGCGUGCUCGAGUACCGGGGUGACGGAAGACGAAUUAGUUCUAAUAGAUAGAAGAAUGAAAAUUUUGUUUUAACCUCUUCGUGCAGCGGCUUCUGCACAUAAAUUUAGUCUCGACCUUUAGCCCCGCCCCCCCAAAAAAUCUACAUAUUUUACUACGUCUCCAUCUGCGUCCCAGCGUGGACGUCUGCCGCGGCUUUCGGCAUUAGACGUUAACUAAAACGAGUGCGUUGCGCGGGUUUAGGGUUCCCCCGGUUUGUAUCUCCCGAAAGGCAUGCUUUGAUGGGUUUAGGGUUUCGAAAGAAUUUAUAUCGCAUGACGCGUGACGGGAGCACGCUAAGCGCAGCGGGCGGGUACCGUUCUCGCCGUAACACAAUUCCAGAAAGAAAGAAAGCGGAGCCCCUCCCGCAGGCAAAAAAAAAAAAAAAAAAAAUGUGCAUGACAAACCUGGCAAUCUUCCAGACCCAGACAUUUUUACAUUUGAUAACAUGUACGCGGAGUCAAAUUUCCAUCUGCUCGCCGCAAACACGACGGAAGAUUUGACGCCGCUGAUUCUCUACAACCUCGCACAGAAUCUAACGCCCUUGGACUGCUUUUUGCUGGACGUGCAGCGGCCGACGAGUUUGUUUUUGACCAGUCAACCUGCGCCCCCGGGGCCGAUAAGACCGACGGUAAACGCGGGGUCGACGACCAAUGACGAUGACUUGACGCACCAAAUCGGGAAGAUUUUCUACGGAGACCUCUGUAUUCGGCAGGACCUGGUCCAGGGGAACUCCCCAGCGGUGCACAUCAUCGAUCUUUGGCGGGACCAGGCGUCCGAGUGCGCGCGGAUGAUCAACAGCAGCAUGGCGGGCUUGCCGCAGGAGACGCGGUUUCGGAUAGGGGAGUCGAAGAAGCAAAUCCGGUCGUUAGCGACCCGGCUGAAGGGAAAGGAGGGGCGGUUUCGGGGGAACCUGAUGGGCAAACGCGUUGACUACUCCGGCCGCACGGUGAUUUCGCCCGACCCAAACGUGGAAAUCGACGAGGUGGUGAUUCCGGAGCAUGUCGCAAAAAAAAUCACCUUUACGGAGAGGGUCACGCAGCUGAAUCUCGAGAAGUUGCAGCGGUGCGUGAUCAACGGAAACGAAACGCAUCCCGGAGCAGGCUUCAUCGAACUGCCAAAUGGGAUCAAGUUCAACCUGGUAUAAACUGAGGCUUCCAGUACGAUGCAGCGUUCUAGUACGAUGCAGCACAUAAAAAAACAUAGAAGAUUUGUCACCGCCUAUUGUUUUCUCGUGUUUUUGAUUGAGCCGACGGUAGCAAUUGUUUUUUUACAAUAUUUUCCCGGCCUUGUUGAUCUUUUCCCUCAACAACGCACUCAACAGUUCCAGCUCCCGAAGAAUCUGCGCGUGAAGAAGUCCCAAGCCCUCCAGAUCGGCGACAUUGUCCACCGGCACAUGUGCAACGGCGACAUUGUGCUGUUCAACCGGCAGCCCUCUCUCCACCGUAUGUCCAUCAUGGCCCACAAGGCGCGGAUCCAAACCUACCGGACCUUCCGGUUCAACGAGUGCGUGUGCGGGCCGUACAACGCGGAUUUCGACGGGGACGAGAUGAACAUCCACCUGCCGCAGACCUACGAAGCCCGGGCGGAGGCUUAUCACUUGAUGGGCGUGAAGCCGGGCAUCAUUUCCCCCCGGAACGGCGAGCCGGCCAUUGCGUGCACCCAGGACUUCCUCACCGGGUCCUUUUGGCUCACCCAGAAGGACGCGCUCUUUGAUCGGUCGAAGGUCUGCCAGUUGAUCACCCACGCGACCAAGGGGUUGGAACACGUGGACCUCUGUCCCCCGGCCAUAAUAAAACCCGUGGAGCUGUGGACGGGGAAACAGGUGUUUUCCCUCUUGCUCCGCCCGGGUCGGAAAGACCGGAACUUGCUCAUCAACACGGACAUCUGCGAGCGGAACUACAGUAAAAAGGGGAAAAACUUCUGCCAGAAGGACGGUUUUGUGUCCUUCUACAACUCGGAACUGAUCAGCGGGAACCUCGGGAAAAAAACGCUCGGCGACGGCGCGAAAUCCGGCCUGUUCGCGAAGUUGGUGAGGGACAGCACCAACGACACCUCGGCGAAGAUGAUGGGGCGGGUGGCGCGGUUCGCGUCGCGGUACUUGCAGAACAUCGGCUUUACCAUCGGGAUUGACGAUGUCAUGCCGAACCCGAUCGUGAUGGAGAAGAAGAAAAAUAUCACCGACCAGAAGAUGAAAUCGAUAAAACGCCACAUCCAGGACUACAACCUUGGCAUGAUUCAACUGAAACCCGGGUGCACCGCGGAAACCACGCUCGUAUCAACUGUAAAAAUGUCUGGGUCUGGAAGAUUCUGACAGUUGUCAUGCACGUUUUGCGUGAGCCAUGAUGACUGUGAUGCAUACCCGAGCAAUACAGAUUUUUUGAGGGCCUCUUGAUGCCUAUUCCGCAUGACAAAUGCCGUCUCAGUGUACUGCAAAAAUUGCAUUCCCUUUGCUACUCAUGCAACACAGAUUUUUUUGGAAUCCACAGACAGCAUCACAAGUUCCACUUUUCCAGACCCAGACAUUUUUGCAUUUGAUAGCUCGAAGCCUUCAUCAACAACGACCUGGGGGCGAUUCGGCAGGAGACGGGGGACAGUUGCAACGACGACCUGUCCUUGACCAACAAGGUGCAAGUCAUGACCACCUGCGGCUCCAAGGGAUCGGCGAUGAACCUGUGCCAGAUGAUGGCGUGUCUGGGGCAGCAGAACGUGUCCGGGGCGCGGAUCAAAGACGGGUUCGUGAACCGGACCCUGCCGUUGUUCAAGUACCACUAUAUGAUUUUCUUCUACUAUAUUUUUCUUCGACCACAGGCACUUCAUCUUUAAUUUUCUCAUCUCUUGCGUGGCUCGCUGCAAAAAUCUUUAGUCAUAGUAGUGGACGAAGACAACCCUAUAAGUACGUACAGAUGCGAUUACUGAAACAAUAAACUCCUGCAGGUACAACGCCAAGGAACCAAAAGCCCGCGGCUUCGUGUCCAAUUCCUUCUACUCCGGCCUAGAGCCCCCGGAAUUCUUCUUUCACACGAUGGGUGGCCGCGAGGGUCUCGUCGACACGGCCGUGAAGACGGCGGAGACGGGGUACAUGCAAAGGCGCCUGAUCAAAGCGCUGGAGGACCUUUCCAUCAAGUACGAUCUCUCCGUCCGCAGUUCCAACGGCCGCGUUGUGCAAUUCGCCUAUGGAGCGGACGGGUUGAACCCCGGUUCGAUGGAGGGGAGCGGUAGUAAGUGCUUGGAUUUGAAACAUACUUUGUCCCAAGUGCUCCGCGUCUGCCGCGGUCCGAAGGGGGUGAAGCAGAAGAAGACGUUUGGGGGAUACAGUAAGGAAGAAAGGAACGCCUUAUCCGCGCGGAAGAGAACCGCACAGAGCUGCGUGGAGUUCUUACCGACAAAAGUGGCGGAAAUAGUAAACCAGGAGGGUGAUAAUUUCCACUCAAAUAAAGCUGCUUCUAAUCUCACGAAACACGAGCUCGAGGAGUACCUCCACAAGCCACUCACCGCGACGGAGCUCGAAGCCAUCUCGCGACCACUUUUAACGAGCUUAGAAAAGCACAUCAAGCACGCCUACCCGAGUGCGCACGAUCUGGACACCAAAGCGUUUCAGGACGAACUGCGGAGCUUUCUGCUGACAGAGGUGUGCGAGAAGUUGAGGAAAACGGAAGUGGAGCUGGAAAACUCUUCUUCUAUGGACGUUGACGAUCAUGGACGAACUACAUCAAUCGCUGCACUACCGGAUGAUGUUGACCUGCAAUCCUCGGAGGAUGAUCCAAGAAGAACCGCCCUCGCCCUGCAGCUGCACAACAACAACAUCUGCAUCACCCGGCACCAACUGGACGAAUUCAUCCACCGUUGUGCGACCAAAUACGUCCGGGCGUUGCACCACCCGGGCGAGGCGGUGGGCGUGGUCGCCGCGCAGUCCAUCGGGGAGCCCGCGACCCAGAUGACUCUGAAGACCUUCCACUUCGCGGGCGUCGCGAGCAUGAACGUGACCCUCGGUGUGCCGCGGAUCAAAGAACUGAUGGACGCAGUCCGGACGAUUUCCACCCCAGUGAUCACGGCUAGGUUAGAAGAUCCCACCAGCGAGACCUUCGCGCGACUGACGAAAACGCGAGUCGAGAAGACUUUUUUGAAAGACGUGUGCAAGCACUUCAAGGAAGUUUAUCAACCCUACGACGAAGACGGGAUCUGGCAACGGCAUUUGAAAACGAUCGAGCAGCGCUGGAAACUGCAGAACACCCGGAACAACGAGAACAAGAUAGACGACGGCGAUCCGGAUUUUCUACUCGCGAAGGUCGAGAAGCCGGUGAACUACACGCUCCACGGCGGCGGCAUGUAUCUGGUGAUUAAACUGAACCGGGAAACGCUCUCGAAGCUCUAUCCACAGUAAAUUUCCUGUACACGUACCAAUGCGGUCUCUGCAUGGCAAAUCUAGGCUUCGAUCCUAGUUUAGCAUGACAAGUUUCACAGUCCAAAUUGGGGACAUUUGUGAUGCAUCUUGUACAUGUACGGGAAAUUUGUAUUGCAUAAGCUCCAAAUGAACCACAUCACGGCGAAGCACGUGAUGCGGUGUAUACGAGCGCAGAUCCCGUUGUCGAAAUUCAAGUACACUUUGGUCGAAGUGCCCAGCUCGAAGGACAGCUCCAAAUUCGCCGUGGACAAGAUCCGACUCUACCCCUACGGGCCGAAUGGGUACUUUGACCUGGGGCAGCUGCAGCAAAUCCUCCCUUACGUGCACAUCGACGGGCUGCCCACCUGUGGGAGGGCGGUUAUCAACCUGACCAAUGACAAAGAACACGAGCUGCUGGUGGAGGGUGUCGGGCUGCAGGAGGUACAAGUACUUUUGUAAGUCAUCUUGGUCUUACUUUAAAGGCACGAGGUUCGAUUGAUUGGGUACGUACCCACUCUGGAUCAGGUACCCACUUUGGAUUGGUAAUGGGGUACUCUUGCAAAAUGUAUCCAGUUAUCCAAGUUGUACCCGCAGGAGCAGACGGCCGCGCGCAGCCGGGACACACACCGCUGCCCUGGCGCCUGAAGGGAAUCAGACACAUCUUGCAUUUUUGUAUCUGAUAAAAAUAAAAUUUUAAAAUUUCGCGGAUAUUCAAAAUUUUACUUUUUUGCAAUAACGUCUCCGCCUCAGAGUUUGCAUGUAAAGACUUGAAGACUUUCACGUAGUAGACUUAUCAUGGAGAUUUGUAUAUAGAGACUUAGGACUUUGUUGCCAUGAUGUGACGCGAAUAAAAAUAAAAUUUUGAAUUUUCGCGGAUUUGUGACCAGUAUAAAAAUAAAAUUUUGAAAACAGCAGGGCUCUGUGCUGUAAGAAGUGUGCAAUAGACGAAAACGCAGCACGAGGCAGCGCGCCACCGGGUACGAGGAGCAAUUUCGCUUCCACCACGCCACCGGGUACCCACGCCACUGGGUACUCGCACGCCCGGGCACCCAAAUCAUACAGAGUACCCCACCCCCUCUGGGUACCCAUUUCCCACUGGGUACCCGUUCCCAACAUGGGUACCCAAACCAGAGUGGGCACCCAAUCCAAAGUGGGUAUCUUCCAAUCCGUGGGUACCCGAUCCACACCUCUACGAAGACAAGUCCGGGUCGUGUUUUUUUGAUGGCAAGCCUAAGAAGUUUCAUGCCGAAUACAAUAUUUGGCUAAGUACUUAACAUGACCAGCAGGACAGCAUUGGUAAAUUGACGAUGCAAAGCCAAAGUUUUAUUUUGACGCUCGCAUUUCCAUUUCUUUUUCACAGGUCAUGAUCACUCCUGGCGUGAACAGCGCCCGCACCGUGUCCAACAACGUCCUGGAAGUCCGUGGCGUCCUCGGAAUCGAGGCCGCGCGCGCGACGAUUACUUCCGAAAUCACGAAAGUGAUGUCCAGCCACGGUUUGGAAGUGGACUCCCGGCACAUACAGCUGCUCGGCGACACCAUGACCCAAAUGGGGGAAGUGUACGGGAUGACCCGACACGGCAUCCAGAAGUUGAAGGCCUCCACCAUGAUGCUUGCCAGCUUCGAAAAGACAAACGACCAUUUGUUCGACGCCGCCGCCUACAGGAGAACGGACCCGGUCGCCGGGGUUUCCGAGUGCAUCAUCCUUGGGUCCCCGAUUCACUUCGGCACGGGCAUGUUCGACCUGCUGUACGAGCCGGUUACGGUGAAGCGGGAGAAAAAGAGGCCGACGUUGCUCGGGAAAACGACCCAAUUCUUCAAGAAAAUCACGGAGAAAAGAAGAGCGGGGACGUUUGGAACGACGUUAGGGAUGGAGAAGAAAAAAGCGAUGUCGGAGGACCAUGAUGUAGUUCUUCACGCCGGUGGUGCAGCAGCUUCUGCGAAGGACAAGGAAAGUAGAAAUAAACAAGUCGAAAAGCAGACGGAGAAUAAAGCAGACCAAGGGCCAAAACGAACCAAAAGGGCGUCGUCCGGUGCGAAAAGAUGA